Messenger RNA from Olea europaea var. sylvestris, 2994 nucleotides. Its product is annotated as disease resistance protein RPM1-like. Gene Ontology annotation, molecular function: ADP binding. The record is from RefSeq and is a predicted model, not a curated record. The transcript has 2 exons. NCBI's taxonomy places the organism in Eukaryota, Viridiplantae, Streptophyta, Magnoliopsida, Lamiales, Oleaceae. Bases 47 to 2827 code for a protein of 926 amino acids. Gene Ontology annotation, biological process: defense response to other organism.
UUGUCGUCAACCCUCCAAGAAACUGCAAUUAACCAGAGACCCAAGAAUGGCAGAGGGCGCAGUAUCAUUUCUGUUGAAUCAGCUAGCAACACUUAUCCAAGAAGAGAGACAACUAUUAGGAAGACUUGAUGAAAACGUCCUGGAUAUCCAAAAGCAACUGGAGUUCAUGCGGGCUUUCUUGCGAGUUGCUGAUGCAGAAGAAGAUGGAGAUCCUCAACUCCAAGCAUGGGUUAAGCAAGUGAGGGAGGUUGCUUAUGAUGCUGAAGAUGUCAUCGAAACAUUUAUGCUACAGUUUGCAAAUCUCCGGGCAGAAGAUGGAUUUUGCGGCUGUGUCCAGAAGAUCUAUCUCUCUUUAAAGAAUCUCAGAGUGCGCCAUAAUAUUGCGUCUGAUUUGGAAAACAUCAAGGGAAGGGUCACGAACAUUUCUAAAGGACGUGAGAUGUUCCAAAGAGAUUCUGGUGUGCAGCUGAGAUCUAGCUCUACCUUACUGUUUGGUGGGCGAGUUGAUGCAAUUUUGGUGGAUGAAGCUAAGCUUGUAGGAAUUGACAGGCCAAAAGAAUUGCUCAUUAAAGAGCUUCUUGAUGAUGAAACUCGGCUUAAAGCUGUUUCUGUGUGGGGAAUGGGAGGAUCGGGGAAGUCCACAUUGGUUAAACGGAUUUACGAGGAUGAACGAGUGAAAGGGAAAUUCCAGUGCCAUGCUUGGAUCACUGUUUCUCAGUCCUUUGACAUCAUGAAGCUUCUCAAAGACUUGAUUCGAAAGUUGCACCAUGAAAUCAAGGAAUCUAUGCCUCAGGAACUGGAACGCAGUCAAGAGGUUGAAUUGAAAGAAUUUGUCAAGGAAUUCCUCUCUGAACGUCAGUAUAUCAUAGUUUUUGAUGAUGUAUGGAGCACUGGUUCAUGGAAUGCUCUCAAGCAUGCACUGCCUGACAAAAAUAUGAGUAGUCGUGUGGUACUCACUACACGGACACUCGAUGUGGCUAACACAGCCAGUCAGCCCGAAUAUCCGGGCUGUCACGGCUGUGUCCAUGAAAUGGAGGCCUUAUCUUAUGAAGACUCUUGGAAACUACUUUGUAACAAGACUUUUGGAGACGAAAUCUUCCCCCCACAUCUACAAGACUGUGCAGAUGGCAUAUUGGAUAAAUGUAAGGGCUUGCCUCUUGCCAUUGAUGCUGUUGGUGGUCUAUUGGCUAUGAAGGACAAGAACAGCGUAGAGGAGUGGAGUACAGUCUCUAGCUACCUUAACACCAAGCUACAUGGUUAUAGUGAUAACCUUGAAAGAACACGACAGGUACUUCUUCUAAGUUACUAUGAUUUGCCUUACGAUCUCAAGACUUGUGUAUUGUACUUGAGCAUUUUCCCUGAAGAUCAUAUGAUUGACCAUAUGAGAUUGAUUCGGCUAUGGAUAGCUGAAGGAUUUGUGCAAGGGAAAGAAAGGUUGACAAAAGAAGAGGUUGCACUUCAUUAUCUUGAGGCGCUCAUUAAUAGAAGCCUAAUCCAAGUUGCAGAGAGAUAUCCAGAUGGAAGGGUAAAUCUUUGUCGUAUCCAUGAUAUUGUACAUGAAAUUCUUGUUUCUAAGUCAAAUGAGCAGAAUAUAGUGAACACUGAAAUGGGAAGAGAUUCAGAGUUGCCUGAUAAAGUUCGACGGUUUGCAAUACGUACUUCCAUAGACAGCGGCCACCUAGAAACUAAUAGGUUGAAAUAUCUACGAUCACUGAUAUUAACAGCGUCCGUAGAUUCACGAUUUGAAUCAUUCUUAUCAAAGCUGCUGUCAGGUAGUCGAAAGUUGCUAAAGGUGUUGGACUUAAGAGAUGCUCCACUAGGAAAGAUCUCAAAUGAAGUUUUCAAACAUUAUCAUCUUACGUAUUUGAGUCUGAGGGGGACAGAGGUCAAGGACAUUCCAGAGUCAAUUGGACAGCUUCAAUGCCUAGAGACUUUAGAUCUUAAAGACACUGAGGUCAUUUCUUUACCAAUUGAGAUCCUAAAACUCAAAAGACUCCGACAUCUCUUAGUAUAUAAAUAUAAGCCACCGAUAUGUGGUGUGUUUCCCUUUGAUAAUGUUCAAAGCUUUAAGGCUCCAUACCGAAUAGGAUGCUUAUCAUCCCUACAGAAGCUUUGUUGCAUAGAGGCAGACCAAAUGGGUGACACUACGAUAGUGAGAGAGAUAGGGAAGCUAACCCAAUUGAGGAGAUUGUAUAUUAGGAAAUUAAGAAGAGAAGAUGGGAAGGAUUUUUGCUCGUCCCUCAAGAAGUUAACUGAACUACGCUCGUUGGUUGUCGGUUCCAUUAGAGAGGAUGAGAUCAUUGAGUUGCAGGAUGAUCUCUAUUUUAAAUUUCUUCGAAACCUAUACCUGGAGGGGAGGUUGGAGAAGGUACCACAAUGGAUACCUUCUCUUCACUCGCUGAGUAAAGUAGUUCUGAGACGUAAUAUGUUAAGCGACGAUCCAUUAGAAUCCCUUCAAGAUUUGCCUAGACUAGCAUAUCUUGAACUUGAUAAGACAUUUGAAGGUGAGAAAUUGGAGUUUAAGGCUGAAAAAUUUCAACGUCUCAAGACUUUAGGGAUUUGGAGGUUUAAUGGAUUAAGAAAAAUCGUGUUGGAGAAGUGUACCAUGCCAAAUCUUGAUGUGCUAUUCUUGGGGCACUGCAAGUUGGUAGAGUUGCCUAUUGAUUUCGAGCAUUUGAACAAGCUUCGAUACUUUCAAAUCAGUUAUAUGGCCAAAAACUUUGUCGAGGCACUAGAAAAUCAGAAACGAAGUGAAGGUAGUAAUUGGAAACUAGCUCAUGUCCGCAAUAUUUUUGUAGAUGACGAACAAGGAUGGGGAAACUUGUAACAAAGAUUCCACUCGUUUGUACUAUAGUCUUGUCCCAUUUUCUUUGUCAUUAUUUCCUUGUACUUUUUUGUCUUCUUUCAUGUCUAAUGAGUCAUGCUCUUAUCAUAGUAAAAUAAACUGAAAGAAGCUCUUCUUAUUCUGUAUUCACUUCUUUAUUGAUUCGAUUA